AACAUGGGGAACACGACUACAAAAAAGAUGGAAAGAACUUGGUCUAGGUGAAUGUUUUAAAACAAAAAACUUGGAUGACUGUAUGACUCUUUGUCAUGAUCUUGAACAAUACGAUCCAGAAUUUAGAGAGCAAGAAGAGUUGAGAAUGGCAGUUAAAAGAAGAGCUAUAGCUGUACAUCGUGCAAAAGUUCCUAAAUCUCAUCCAGAUAAUGGAAGCGAUAUAUGA
This is a messenger RNA of Racocetra persica, 226 nucleotides long. NCBI's taxonomy places the organism in Eukaryota, Fungi, Glomeromycota, Glomeromycetes, Diversisporales, Gigasporaceae. The record is from the annotation of a GenBank genome assembly.